UGCGUUGAAACUGACAAUCAUCUGACAUUUUUGACAAUUUCUGUGGCCAUACACAAAAGGAUUUUGUUAUCAAAUUUUCCUGUGAUUACAUCAAUAACAUACGUGUACCUCUGCCUUUCAGUUGCGUCAUUACAAUUAUCAUCUGUCAGUUGUUCCUACCUGUUGUAUAUUUUGUAGAAAAUGGCAGAAAUAAGUGAAAAAUACAAUACAAAAUGUCCUGGUGUGAAACGUCUUAUGAGAGAGGCCAUGGAGCUAGCGGAGGCCACAGAGGAAUAUUGUGCUCGUCCUUUAGAAGAUAACUUGUUUGAAUGGCAUUUCACCGUACAAGGUCCUAAAGGUACAGAUUUCGAAGGUGGUAUCUACCAUGGUAGAAUAUUAUUGCCUAAAGAAUAUCCUAUGCACCCGCCUCAUAUAAUACUUUUAACGCCAAACGGAAGAUUCGAAGUGAACAAAAAGAUUUGUUUAUCGAUUUCUGGUCAUCACCCCGAGACUUGGCAACCAUCCUGGUCAAUAAGAACUGCUUUAUUGGCUUUGAUUGCUUUUAUGCCAACUCCAGCUGAAGGUACUAUUGGCUCGCUCGACUAUUCGCCUGCAGAGCGUAAAAUACUUGCGAAGAAGUCUGUAACUUGGGUUUGUCCACAAUGUGGUGAAAUAUCCGCACUAUUGUCAUCAACAGCAGCAAAGCCUAUUACUGAGGAAGAAAAGUCAGUGUUAAAUCAAAUUGCUUUCAAAGCAGAAGAGGAACAGACUGCUAAGCCCCCAGAAGAACCUGUUAUUGAGCCAGAACCUCAAGUGUUGGAGUCAUCUGAACCUACUAAUAGCUUUUUGGAUCAGCUCACUGAAAUACUGGUUGCUCUGUUGGUGGGAGCCAUUGGUAUUUUCAUAUACAGACGCUGGAAUGCACACUACCCUGCUUCCGAGACAGAGCUGUAACUUUUGACAUAUUUUUGAUAUUAGGGCCUAAGAAUAAUUUUGAAGUAUUUGCAAGUGACAACAAAUAAUUGAUGCAGUGCAUCCUCUUCUUUUAUUAUUUAUUUUUAUAAAGUAAGAGAUCAUAUUUCAAAUUAUGGUGUUCACAUAUUCUAUAACAACUGGUUAUAGUAAACAUUACUUUUCAUUUCUUAUGAUUUGUCAAUUGUGCCUUAAGAAUAAGGAUAUAAUACUUAUAAGGCGUCCUGUUACCUCUGAGAGGAAAUCAAAUUGCAUCACCUUAUACUUUCAUGAUUUAUUUGUCAUUUGUUAUUUAUCUUUUUUCAUAAUGAAUGUAUUGAAACUCAAGAAGCAUGUUAUUACAAAAUGGAAGAUAUGUCAAGUUACAUAGUAACAUUGAAUGUUUAUUUAUUGUGCAUUAAAUAAAACUGGGUAUUCAUUAAUGAAUAUCAGCUUGAUUAUUUCUUGCCGAGAUUGUGGUACUAUUGUGUACUAAGUGAAUGCUUCAAGACUCAGUAGCGGAAGCCCAAAUUUUUACGAUAUAGUCAUGUGAUAAAUACCUGUUUAUUGUGUAAAUGCCAAAUGAAAUGGAUGAAAUUCUUGUUCCUACACUUGAAAAAAUGCAAGGACUAUUGAAAUUUAUUUUUAUUUGUAUAACUGCAUUUUUUUUCUGGUCAUGUAUUUUAAACAUUGUUUGAAAACAACACCAGGAGAUUGUAUUUAUAAAAAUAUUUGUUUGAUAUAAAUAUUAAAUGUGACACUAAAAUCCUGUUAUUUGUAAAUUAGAAAUAUAUAAAAUGAUGAUCUUUUAAUAUACAUAAGAUUCCUUCUUGGAAAUCACCAUUAAAUUAUUGUUUUGUAAAUUAUAAUUAUUGCACCAUCUAGUAAAUAGUUGAUUGGACAUUAGUAUUGAGUGCAGGCUUUGGCCGGUACUGUUAACAUUCUUGAGAGCUUAGAUGUCUUAUUACAAUAAUCGUUUUGGAAUCAACAUUUUAUUUAUAAGUUUUCAUUAAGUGAAAUUAUUGUAGUGAUAAGAAUAUAUGUAUGUAAAUGUAUAUUAUUUUAAUUAAUGUGUGUAAAUUAGUUGUAACUUUGCUUUCAGAACACUGUGUUGCAUUGUUUGACUAACAUAAACUUUGUAAAUUCACUACACAA
Molecule: messenger RNA, 2085 nt
Organism: Spodoptera litura
Lineage: Eukaryota; Metazoa; Arthropoda; Insecta; Lepidoptera; Noctuidae
Product: ubiquitin-conjugating enzyme E2 J1
Source: RefSeq, a predicted model, not a curated record